GUUCAAAUGAACGAGUUCUUAUAGAAUUCAGUCUUUAUUCUAAUCUUCAGUGUUUUAAGUCAAAAACCUGACUCAACUCAACAAAUUGCAGUACAGCGUAGUUUGGAGGUCGUGGCCUUGGAUAUAUGUGGAAUAGGGUGUCACAUGUGCAAUAUCGCAGCUGGAAGGAGGAGUUAUGGCCUCCGCGGAACAAAGAACCGAAGUGGACGCCCUCAGAAUGGAGCCGAUCUCAAAACUGAGCAUGCUGCUCACUCUGGUGUCCAUUCUGUGGCGCUUCGUCUCGAUCUGCAUCAACUGGAGCCUGGCGUACACGUACUUUAUGGAGGAGUCGUACGGCUACUGCUCCUGGACCAUUGGCUCCAUUCUGGUGCCCAUGGUGGUCACAUCGGUCAUAUAUAUACACACCUUGAAAUACACCCAUUCGGGUGAGAAACGCAUCGUGGAGCGAGGGAUAUACUCAAAUGUUGUGAUCUCAUACCUUUUCCGCGAUGUCUACGCCCUUAACUAUGCUUUCAAGUACUCGAUGGCCAAGGAGCGCGAUGACAAGCAGGAGGAGAUCGGAUAUUACCAAAAACUUAUGACGGAAGAGUGCAAUGUUAGUUUCGUUCGGCUUUUCGACUCGUUUCUGGAAUCAGCACCGCAGAAAAUAUUACAACUGGCAAUUGUUUUGCAAUCGACAACGGAGUUCACAUACUACCGCCGGAUUGCCCUCUUCGUCUACUUUGGCAACAUAGCGUGGUGCAUCCAGGCGUACAAUCACUCCAAUCGCCUGGCUCAACUGGACAAGCAUGAUAUCGCGACGAAGGGAAGAUUUCUUCAAUUUCUCUUCCUGCUCUGUCUCACUGUUAUUUGGUUUUAUUUUGUAGUUUCGAGAACGCUUUGCAUCGCAUAUGUGGCCAGUCUUUUCCCCAUCCAAACAGUGAUCAUCUGCGCGGCACUCGCUUGCUUUUGCGGCACCAUUGUAUUCUUUGUGGACUCGCCAAUGAUCGCGGAAUCCCGCCUCAUGAACUACCUGUACUGCAUGUGCUUCGGCGUAGUCUACCUGUUUAUUUUUACGCCCGUCAAGGAUGCGCCAACCAAAUACAAAUACGCCUUUCACCUCACUUUCUGUUUGUUGCAAAAUGCAAUCGCCUGCGCCUUGUACAUUCCUCUAUACCUUGCCACCACCAUUAUUGCCUUGUAUAUUGUUGGUAUUGCUUUGCUGAUAUUCUACUACACGUACUGCCAUCCAAAUACUGUGCGAACUUAUUUUUAAUAUAGUACCAUUUUGUAUAAUAAACGUUUUUAUACCACGUU
Molecule: messenger RNA, 1296 nt
Organism: Drosophila teissieri
Lineage: Eukaryota; Metazoa; Arthropoda; Insecta; Diptera; Drosophilidae
Product: XK-related protein 6
Exons: 5
Coding region: 176-1255 (359 amino acids)
Biological process (GO): apoptotic process involved in development; phosphatidylserine exposure on apoptotic cell surface; engulfment of apoptotic cell
Cellular component (GO): plasma membrane
Source: RefSeq, a predicted model, not a curated record